Messenger RNA from Nilaparvata lugens (brown planthopper), 1322 nucleotides. RefSeq names its product centromere-associated protein E. The transcript has 8 exons. NCBI's taxonomy places the organism in Eukaryota, Metazoa, Arthropoda, Insecta, Hemiptera, Delphacidae. Gene Ontology annotation, molecular function: plus-end-directed microtubule motor activity; microtubule binding; ATP binding. The record is from RefSeq and is a predicted model, not a curated record. The coding region runs from base 209 to 1318 and encodes 369 amino acids. Gene Ontology annotation, cellular component: microtubule. Gene Ontology annotation, biological process: mitotic cell cycle; microtubule-based movement.
CUUUAGUUUUCAGUUUACUUUUCUACUUUUCAGUUGUAACUUGGAAGUUAAUGUCUGCGUUCAGUGAAAACGAAUGUAUUCUUUAUUGAGUUACAUUAGUUUGUGAAAAAAUUCAAAAUGUCAAGUAUUUGAGUUAUUAUAAAGCAUGUAUUGCUUAUUUAGUGGAUUGAAGAUCAAUACUGAUUGAUAUAUUAUAAUUAUUUUAAAUAUGUCUGACAAAAAAAUCAAAGUGGCCAUUAGGGUCAGACCUUUGAUUGAGAGAGAGAAAAAUGAAGGGUUGCAAUUGCGUUGGACUACUGAGGAUAAUAAAAUUUAUCAAAUUGAUCCAGCAAAUGGAAAAAGUAAGGGGGAUGCGUAUACAUUUGAUCACAUCUUUGGUUCUUCGGAGAGCAACGAUAAGGUUUUUGACACUAUCAUCAAACCGAUCAUUGAUGCCAGUAUGCAGGGAUUCAACGGAACUGUGUUUGCAUACGGACAAACCUCUUCAGGUAAAACAUAUACGAUGUCAGGGGAUCAAAAAUGCCUUGGAAUCAUCCAAAUGGCAAUCAACUACAUCUUCUAUUCAAUUGAAAAUACUCCACGCCGAGAGUUUCUCUUGAGAGUGUCAUACAUGGAAAUUUACAAUGAAAAAGUGAAUGAUCUUCUAGACAUAACAAAGAAAAAUUUGAAAAUUCAGGAGGACUGCAAUGGCCAUGUCGUUGUCAGUGAUGUUGAAGAACGUGUUUGCAAAAACUCGACAGAGGUUCUAGAAGAGAAAAUGAAGGGAGAUAAGAACCGUCGUAUAGGAGAGACUAAUAUGAACGAGCGCUCUUCCAGAUCUCAUACAAUAUUCAGAAUUAUAUUGGAGAGUCGAAGCACGGACGACGAGGACGGCGCAGUGAAGGUGUCGCACCUGAACCUGGUGGAUCUGGCCGGGUCGGAGCGGUCUGGCCAGAGUGGCGCCACGGGCGACCGCUUUAAGGAGGGCUGCCACAUCAACAUGUCCCUCACGACCCUCGGCAUCGUCAUCAAUCAGCUCAGCGAAAUACAGGAAGGCCAGAACCCAUUCAUCAACUUCCGUGACAGCAAACUGACGAGACUGCUACAGUCGUCUCUGGGAGGAAACGCAAUGACAGUCAUCGUUUGUGCGGUCACUCCGGCCGCCGAAGACCAGACUCAGAAUACCAUCAAUUUUGCGUCAAGAGCGAAGAGAAUCAACAACAAACCAAUUCUGAAUGAAGUUCUGUCCGAAUCAGUGCUCAUCAAACGCUACUUGAAGCAGAUUGCAAAACUAAACCAGGAGCUUGAAGUAUGUAUUUACUUGUUAAUUUCAAUGUGAUAAU